Molecule: messenger RNA, 1648 nt
Organism: Colletotrichum destructivum
Lineage: Eukaryota; Fungi; Ascomycota; Sordariomycetes; Glomerellales; Glomerellaceae
Product: Putative cytochrome P450
Exons: 8
Coding region: 1-1611 (536 amino acids)
Molecular function (GO): oxidoreductase activity, acting on paired donors, with incorporation or reduction of molecular oxygen; heme binding; iron ion binding
Source: RefSeq, a predicted model, not a curated record
AUGUCAACAUUUGCCCAAACAGGUCUUGCCCUUGGCGUCUGGGCUUUGUUGGUUAGUCUUGCAUUUUUAAUUGCUGUGAAAUUGGCGAUCCUCCAAAGGCAUCCACUUCAUCAAUUUCCCGGUCCAUUUACAGCCCGUUUCAGCAACUUAAACCAUUGUUACAUCUUUUUAAGGGGAAAGCAGCCAUAUGAGUUAUUGAAGCUGCAUCAGAAGUACGGUCCAGUCGUAAGGGUUGCACCGAACGAGCUCUCGUUCAACACCGCUCAGUCAUGGAAAGACAUCUACGACAAGCGCAAAGGUCAUGAAACAUUCACCAAAAGUGAUUUCUACGACGGUGGCAAUUUCGCUGCUGAAGCGCACUCUAUAGUGAGCGUGCGGGACCCGGAGGAGCAUGCCCACAUGCGAAGAUACUUGCGCGAUGCCUUCUCUGAUCGCUCACUUCGCGAGCAAGAGCACUUAAUAACCGAGCUCAUCAAUAGUUUUGUGGACAAGAUAGGCGAGUUUGGGGACAAGCCAUCUGGUAUUGACAUCGUCAUGUGGUUUAACCUGGUGACCUUUGACAUUAUUGGCAGCCUUGCCUUUGGCCAAUCUUUUGGCGGCAUCUCCUCCGGCGUUGAGAAUGCCUGGGUCUCCAUCAUAGUCAAAAGUCUUCGGAUGGGGGCUAUGGCAGACUGCUUCAGGAGAUUCCCACUAAUAGGGAACAUCAUAAAGUCAAUGUUUCCACGUCUUCUAAAACAAGUGGUACAUGAUGCAAGAACGCAUGAAAAAAACACGAUGGACCUUGUCCAAAGGAGGAUAAACCAACCGACUGAUCGCAAGGACUUCCUGACCAAAAUUCUUCAACAUCGACACACCGACUACCUUUCUGAUGUUCAAAUCGCAGCUCAUUCAUCUGAUUUUGUGUAUGAAACCCCUAAGACGUUUCUGCUUCUGUUCGCUUUCGCUCGGGACAAGGGAACUACACGGGUGACUACUCGGCCGCUUGCUGACAGGCACUACAGGAUUGCGGGAAGCGAAACGACUGCCACGGCUCUUUCAUGUGUUACUUACUAUCUUCAGAAAAACCCUGAGAACCUAGUUCGGCUACGUGAUGAAGUCCGUGACUACUUCAAGUCAUUUGAUGAUAUCGACGAUGCGUCAGCUACGGGCCUGCCGUUCUUGAACGCUGUAAUAUUGGAAGGGAUGAGAAUGUAUCCACCUUUGCCGUUUCCGCUCCCGCGAGUUGUUCCUUGUGAUGGCGAUACAAUUGACGGAUACUUCGUGCCUGGAGGUACUGUGGUUUCCACCAACCCGUUCGCGUCGUCAAUGUCGCCCUCAAACUUCCACGAUCCCUGGAUUUUCAAGCCCGAAAGAUGGAUGGAUUUGACAAACAAAGAUGUUCUUUCCUCAAGCCAACCAUUUUCUCUCGGUCCGCGAAGCUGCCUUGGCAGAAGUCUCGGUUGGUUAGAAAUGCGCACAAUACUGGCCAAAAUUCAUUACAGAUACGACCUAGAACUGGUUGAUCCGAAACUUGAUUGGCAUGCUGGGUCGGAAAUGCACACUCUCUGGAAGAAACCGCAGAUGAACGUCAUUGUACGCUCGAGAUCAGAUUGUGAUACUGCACAUAACUAACGCCUUGUUUUUUGGAUCUAUAAAAUCUUGAGCUAUU